Chiroxiphia lanceolata (lance-tailed manakin) is the source of this 6963-nucleotide messenger RNA. RefSeq names its product zinc finger protein 280D (gene ZNF280D). Gene Ontology annotation, biological process: regulation of DNA-templated transcription. The coding region runs from base 1964 to 4714 and encodes 916 amino acids. Gene Ontology annotation, molecular function: RNA polymerase II cis-regulatory region sequence-specific DNA binding; DNA-binding transcription factor activity, RNA polymerase II-specific. The record is from RefSeq and is a predicted model, not a curated record. The transcript is spliced from 16 exons. NCBI's taxonomy places the organism in Eukaryota, Metazoa, Chordata, Aves, Passeriformes, Pipridae.
AGAUGUUAGUUCAUCACUUUUGUAAGAACUAAAAUAGGGUACCAAGGAUUUGUGUUUUUGCAGGUUGUUGGUUAUCCGUGCCUGCCUAAUGAACUUUCAUGGCUACCCUUAGUUUUUGAUGGAAAGUUGCCUUUUAAAACAGUAUCUUCGUAUAGUCUAAUGACAUUUUUAAAAUGUUUUAAAGAACUUGUUCACAAUUUUGACACUUUAGCCUACAGUAAUGAUUUCAACACUUUCUUUGAGUAUAUACAUAUAGCAUUUCAUUGGAGUUUUGGACCUCUCAGAUCCAUGGACUACCCUUAAGGAAAUGUGUGUACAAACACGUGUACAUGUUUAUGCAUAUUAAAAAAUGAGGAAGAUGAAGUCUAUUGUCAGUAGGUUUUACUUUUCUUAUACUAGUGCCUGCACCUCCUCUGGGAAGUAUUUGAGGAGAGUGGGGGAAGGAUUCACUGUUGGUUUUGUCUUUGAGAGCGACUGCCAGCAGGAUUCCCAGAAUGCAUUUUCUACAUUAAAUAAGCUAAAAAUUUGGAAGCUACUUGUACUCUAAAAAUGGAUGUAGAUAUUUGCUUUGGCAGUGGAGACCGUUUGCAGGAGCUGUUCCUGCACACCUCCCCUAAUCAAAUCCGUUUCCCCUUACUGCAGUUUUAAUUGUUCAGGCCACAGGUUUUUUGACCUCUCAGUUGUUAGAUAGAACUGUUAGUGGGCCAGGUUAUUUUUAACCUGCCCUAGUUCAAGUCAGAGUCCCGUGCAAAGUUGUGCUAGCACAACUGAGGAAGCAGUGAAGGAGCAGGGUGGGAACUCAUUAGGCUGGCCUUCUUCCCAGGAAAAAAAAGUCAGUGAAAGCUUGGCUUCAAAUUAUAGCAUUAAAAUUUAAAAAAAAAAUUAGGUUAGAAGAUGCGAAAUUAAUCUUGAUAUUUGCCUUUUAAAAGCUGCCCUGCAUUUUGAUUCACCUUUGAGAAUACCUUAAUGUGUACCUCCUGAUUCAUAAAAUGAAAUGUGAGGUGUCACCAGUUGGUGUCACUUUCUAAAAGUCCAUUCCUAUUUUAUCAAAUUACUCUUAACUAUAUUUAAGAAAAAAUUCAGCUGCAUUAUAGUGUAGAUGAGGUUAUCACAUGUCUCUUGCUAGAAUUCUGCUAACAUACAGAUUGUUUGUGCUUAUUUUGUGUUUUAAUAUAAAGCAUUGUCUGAGCACGUGUUAUAAUCUAUUACUUUUUUUCCCUGGAGGUCAAACAGAACUACAUUUUUAAAAUAAAAACACAGCUCAUUUAUGUUGUCAGUUCCAUAAAAGAAGUCCCUGAAAUAGUCCUUGCUUUUGUGUUGAAGUCUAUUAAACUCGGUGUUAUUAACAAAAGAGUGUCUUUCUACAGAGAAGAAAAAAUUAGAGAGUUAGGCUUGAUUCUCUUUGCCAGACCUGGCACAUGACCUGUGUUGUCUCUGUCAAGUGGAAAUUUGCUUCAUAAUCUUCCUCUUUUUCUCAGUACAAGAGUCCACUUUAGUGUCCUGUUCUCUUUCCCAGCACCAUGGCUAACUCCAAAAAGCUGAUGGAGGAAGGAAAGGAGCACAGCUUUGCUACUUUAUUUUAUUGCAAACCUUAACCAACACCAGCAGCCCCGUUCUCUUACAGAGGAUGAUGCUGCUCCCUUGUGAUGAGCUAUUACAGACUAAUUAUUUCCACAGUCCAUCACCAAAUCUACCAGCUCAUUACUCCUGUCCUGAAAUUGUCUUCUCUCAGAUAUUAGACAGCUUUCUCACUGUGUCUGUGCUGAAGACUUACAUUUUCAAACUGUUGAUGGAUAAUGAGGGGUGUUCUUACUUUUGUGUAAGUACACUUUCAAGAAAGAAACUUGUCCAAAUGUUUAGUAUGUAUGUUGCUCUUGAAAUAUUUUUAGAAAGGAGAAAAUAAGGGGAAACUGUACAGAAAAAUGUGUUCAAUAAACACCCUCUUCAUCUUGCAAGUUCCAAGAUGGCAGAAUUAUUUAUGGAAUGUGAAGAAGAGGAGCUGGAACCAUGGCAAAAGACAGUGACGGAAGUGGAGGAGGAUGACGAUGAUGACGAUGAUGAUGAUGAUGAGCCAAUCUUUGUUGGGGAAAUCACAAGCUCAAAGGCAGCUACUACAUGUCCAGUUACUACGUUCAAGACCGAGAGUCACCAUUAUGCGACCGCUGCCUCCAGCCCCAGUGCCGUGCCCGUCCCAUCAGUCUUCCAGGCUGCACCCAGACCUUUGAGCAGCUCGGGAGCAGUGCAGCCACUGUCUGUACAAGUGAAUGUUUCAGGAACUUCACAGACGCUGCAGAGACCAGUCGCUGGAUGUUUAUCAACACAGCAGCUGCCUGGGUCAAGUUCUGGAAUAACACAGCCUGUAACCAUUCCAGUGACAACACAGCCAGCAUCAAGGAAUAUCACAGUUCCUGCAGUGGCUCAACCUGUGUCCAGGUCAGAGACUGGAACAGCACAACCUGUGAUGCUCAAUCAGGAUUAUAUUAUGGAUUCUCCACCAGAUGCACCAGAUAAUACAUCUGAUUUACUGUUUGGUGUGAGACAGAACUCGGGAGUUCCACAGUACCAGCCUGGGCCAGCAGUGAAUGUAACAGGGACAAAUGCUGCAUCGAGCACCAUUAAAAAUGGAGGACCUUUUCCACGAGCUUGUCCAAAGUGUAAUAUUCAUUUCAAUCUUAUGGAUCCUCUAAAAAAUCAUAUGAAGUAUUGUUGUCCAGAUUUGGUAAAUAACUUUUUCCCAGCAACGAUCAAAACAGAAUGUUUGAGCACAACAAGUAAGAUUGCUGAAUCUGAGAAAGGAAAAUUGAUUAUGUUAGUUAAUGACUUUUAUUAUGGGAAGGAUGAAGGUGACACCCAGCAGGUGCAACAGGAGCAGAAGACUCAUACGACAUUUAAGUGCAUCAGUUGUCUCAAAGUUCUUAAAAAUAACAUAAGGUUUAUGAACCACAUGAAACACCACUUGGAGCUCGAGAAGCAGAGCAAUGAAAGCUGGGAAAGCCACACCACCUGCCAGCACUGUUACCGGCAGUUCCCCACCCCGUUCCAGCUGCAGUGCCACAUCGAGAGCACACACACGCUCUACGAGUCAUCCACCAUUUGUAAAAUCUGUGAACUAUCCUUUGAAACAGAGCAAGUUCUUUUGCAACAUAUGAAGGAUAAUCACAAGCCAGGUGAAAUGCCAUAUGUUUGCCAGGUGUGCAGCUACAGAUCCUCAGCUUUUUCAGAUGUAGAAUCUCAUUUUAGAACAGUUCAUGAAAACACAAAACAUUUGCUAUGCCCAUUUUGCCUCAAAGUAAUUAAAAUUGGAGCACCGUAUAUGCAUCAUUACAUGAGGCAUCAGAAAAAGGGAGUGUACCGCUGCACUAAAUGCAGACUGCAGUUCCUAACCUGCAAGGAAAAAAUGGAUCACAAGACUCAGCAUCACCGAACGUUCCGGAAACCCAAACAGUUAGAAGGCUUACCUCCUGGGACAAAGGUGACUAUUCGAGCAUCUCUAGGAUCUCAUCAGUCAGGAUCAUCAGCUUCAUCUUCUGUUAGUACAAGCAGUUCCACCUUUCAGUUAUCACCUAAAUCUAAAACCACAACCACUAAAAAUCAUAACAAAUCUAAUACAAAUAAAUCAAGAGGAAAAUCAAAACAAACUACAUCAAAGAAACAAAAUGCAUGGACCAACAGCAAAAAAAAAAAGGAAGUUACAAAUAUAACAUUUCAUCAUCUAAGGUGUCAUUCGGGACAUCACAAGUGCAUUGAGUGUUACUCAGAAAUCAAGGAUUUCGCCAGCCAUUUUCCUGCCUACGUCCACUGUAGUUUGUGCAGAUACAGCACCAGCUGUAGCAAAGCCUAUGUGAAUCACAUGGUGAAUUUUCACAGUGCUCGUCCACGUAAAAGAUUUUGGAUCUAUAAGAAGCAAUCAGAAGAACUACGAGGCUUGACUGUAGUGUGUCUUAACUGUGAAUUCCUGGCUGAUGUUUCUGGCUUAGAUAGCAUGGCCACACAUCUGAGUGAGAGCCACACUCAUACUUGUCAAGUUAUUAUAGAGAAAGUUUCUGUAGAUAUCCCAACUGCUGCACAAGUAUCUGACAAACAAGAGCACGACUCUUCAGAUGAAACAAAAAAAUGCAGUAGAAAUCCAACUACAAAAGUUGCAUCUGCUGAACAGAACGAAGAAGACUCAUCACUGUCAAAUACAGAAGAUGUUCCUAGUUUUGAACUCCCUGGCAACAGCUCAAAGAAGUCUUUGCAUGAGAAAAGAGCCUGUUGUGGUUCAGAAGAUAAUAACAAACAGUUAGAUGAGAAACAAAAAGGUAUUCAUGAUGAAAGUGAGUUGAAAAGGUGCCAAAGUUCAGGUGAUGUUCUCUUGGAUGAGCAGACUAAAGUCCGGAGCUUGGAUGAAACUACACUGUCAGCGAUGAACGUGAGGGACUUAAAGCUGACCUUGGGUGAGGAUGUGAGUUUUGAGCAGUUCUUCAGGAAGAGAGAUGAACCUGAGUCUGUUAGUUCUGACAUUAGUGAACAAGGCAGUAUUCAUUUGGAGCCUUUGACUCCAUCAGAAGUACUAGAGCAUGAAGCUACUGAGAUCCUUCAGAAAGGUAAUGUCACACCUUCAUCGAAGACGGCCGGACAGCUCACGGAACAAACAGAUGAGGUUUCUAAGGAAAGCAAUCCCAACAGAAUGGAGACAACUGUAAACCAGACAGAUGAAAAUGAAGCAAGCUGAAAUUGUGUCAAUUUGAUUGUCAUGAACAGUGGUAGGAACACCAUGGACCAUUCCUGAUGAGUGUGCUUAUGGAUGCUAAAUAUUAAAAAGGGGGGGGGGGAGAGGGAGGAGAGAAAGAGACACCAAAGGGAAGUUCUGCAUAUGGAGAUAGCAUGUAUGUGUAUGUGUGAUUAACUGAACUUACAGAAGGUAGCAAGUUCAAAUAUACCUUCCUGUCUCUUGGAUGUGAUAUAUUAUUAGAUUGAUAUUUGAAAAGAGGUAUAAAUUCUAAUUUUUUUAUAGUUAACUAGCCCAGGAUAAGGUGAUUUGUUCGCCCAGAAAGUAUUUUUUUAAAUUCUUCAGUGUGAAUAUCAUUGAACAGUAGAAUUGAGUAUGAACUUACUUCUGAUGCUGAAGUGGAGCGCACUUGUCAUCAGGGCUAUUGGUCUGCUGAUAAUUUGGGUAAACAUAAACCUUGGGACUUGGUGUCACAUUCCUGUCUGUAAAAGCAUGUAAACAGAAUUAUAUGAAUCUGUGCACCUCUGUACAGGUAUAAUCCUGCCAGGCUGUAAGCUUACCUUAAUAAACUUUCAGUGAAAGUGGAAUUAUUACAAUAAAACUAUAUAUUUGUGGGGUUUUCACUGUGCAGUCUGUGCAGAAAUACCGGACAUAGUUGUAUAAAGUAGAACAUAAUGUUGAAAGUACUGUAGCUGUUAGGCUUUUACCAUUGGUUUUCUGAUUCUUAGCCAUAGACAUGUAGGAAUGGUCUGUAAGUCACACCAAAGUAUGGUUUUAAUGUAAAAAUGGUAUUAAGCAAAAAUAAGGAAACCCCCAAACUGGAGACACCACUUGGUGUGUGUUCUGCCAUUUUACAGCUGCUACUGGCUAACUUACAAACAGAACACAAGGUCAAAUUGUACAGUUCAAUUUCAGGACUUUUUGUAGUCUUAAGUUAUGUACAGAAAGAUGGCUGCUGGUUUUGGGUUUUAGGGAUUUUUUUGUUUUGUUUUUUUUCCUUUGGUUUUGGAUAUUUUUUUUUGUCUUCUAGUUAGCAGCAGAUAUAGGAAUGCAUAUGAUUAACGGUAGCUUGCUCUUAGGAUUUCAUUGCUCCAUUGGAAGCAUUCAGAAUGUGCUUUUGACUUACAAUUUUGUUUCUAUGGAUGCUAAAUGUUUUGAACAGCUGUUAAAGCACUGCUGUAAAUUAUUACUUUUUAAGUAAAUAUUUGCAACAAAAAUUUGUCUUUGUGCAUAAUUUAUGCUCAGCUCGAAACUUUGGCCAGAGUCUUCUCCCAUUUUUUAAAAAAGAUUUAGUGACAGUUCCAAAAAAUAUGUAACUUCAAUAUUGUGAAUUUGAGACAUAUGUUUGGUUGGGGUUUUUUGUUGGUUUUUGUUUUGUUUAUAUAGAAUUAAAUGAGCAGGUGCCUUUGCAUAAACAUAUUUUUGUACCUGUGUAUUGUGGUAUGAUGUGUUAACCUUUCCAGACUACACAGAUAUUUUCUGGCCCCUCUGCCUGCAGCUGAAGUCUACUCUGUCUUCCUGAGUUAACUGGGCUCUGCUGCUAAAUUAACAUUUAGAGACCAUCCAUUGUUGGAGCCUCUAAAUGAGAUCAGUCUCAGCCUCUCAAAGUUGCUUCUCUGAGGAACUAUGAUUUACAUUUUGAAUUGCAUCUUACUUUUCAUCCAUGCAGGUAUAGAAGACUUCUAAAAAGAAAAGUGGAACAGUUUACAUAGUCACAGCUCUUCGAGAUCUGCCUCUUCAGGAACUUCAAAUAUCAAGAUAUGUGAAAGGGCUGAGAGCAAUAAGUUGCAUUAUUCUUUUGUUCUUUAAAGGUCUUGGUGAAAUCAUUAAGUAGUAGUUAGAUGAACCAGUCUGAUGUUUUCAUGCUUUUACAUGUGGAACAUAGUCAUUGUGGUGUUUUAUUUUAUACAGUUUAAAGCACUUGAUCAGCUACAGACUUGGAUGUGUUUGUUACCAGGCGGGUUCCUGAAUGCAUCUGUGCUUAAACCCAGGGAAAUCUCUGUAGUGUUUUGAAUCUGAUUGAUGAUCUUCCAUGCAAAUUAUUUAUUUUGAAUAAUGCUCUCAUAUGUGUUUUGGAAAAGAUUGAGUUCAACUGGAACCAGUUGUACAAUACUUGCUUGUAAAUUCAUCACAUUUGUCUUUUAUUAUGCAAUUACAUUUUUAAAACAUUUACCAUUUUCAUAGUUAGAAUUCGGAAGGAUUUGGCCAUGUGCUGCUGAGAAAAGUUGGAAAAUAAACCUCAGGUCUAAAAA